GAUUGUGACGUGUUUCAGGCUGCCUCCGAACACAGUGAUGAACUGUAGUAAGUUGGUACGGCGUUUACGUGACAUGCAAAUGUAUGAAUUGAUUACAAAAUAGUUAGCAUUAAAUUAGUAAACAAGUGCGUUUAAGUGAACUUGUUUGCUAGCCGAACACCAUGAGCAUUAGCUAAAACGUGAAUGUAUACUUUAUGAUAAGCUAGACGCAGAUUAGGACAUUUUAAAAUAAGGAUAGCAAGUUACCUUAUUUUAACGUUAUUUAAUAAGCAGGUUAGCUUAGCACGCUGCAAAAUAUUGUUACCGUCAUGCUAAACAGCUCUAAACAUAGCAAGCUGACUGCAACGUUGUCAUUUAAUAGCUAAUGUUACCGUGUGACUUUCAGGUCAGCGUACUGUGGUCGUUCGUUUGUUGCCACUGAGGAUCCCUUGACUGCAGUUUGAACUUGUCCUCCAUACACCUGUAAGAGGGCGUUCUUAAUGACUUACCGGAGGCGUCUGUGGGAGAAAUGGGCGUCUCAGCGCAUACCCCAGUUGUGUGUCUCACGCUCUCCGUGGUGACCAUAGCGCUGUUUGCAUACGUUCUGUGUGUGUGCAUGUCAGACAACAAGCCCACAGUGACCCGGAUAACGGCAUUGGAAUUGGAGUUAAACCUCGGGGGAGACAGUCUGAAAAGGGCACGCAGAAAUCUAAGAACAGUCGCGGACGAGCAGCGUUACCCCUUUCUUUCAGAACGGAAGUUAAAACGCUCCCAGGCGUCCCGCUCUGCACCAAGAGAGGAGUUAUGUCAACUGGCCCCAGAGGAACGCUUUGACUGUGCGCGGGACAGGUCGGUAAGCCGGUCAGAAUGCGAGGCUCGAGGUUGCUGCUACGUCCCGCUGAGGGACAACCUCUCUAACGGACCUCCGUGGUGCUUCUACCCACCGUCAUACCCUGGCUACAAAAUGGGACCCCUCUCCCCAAGCCCCCGUGGCCAGGCAGCCACCCUAACCCGCCCCACACCCUCCUACCUCCCCAGAGAUAUUUCUACCCUACGACUAGAGGUCAUGGAGGAGUUGGAGGGUCGACUGCACAUCACACUGAAGGAUCCUGCACAUCCCAGGUACGAGGUCCCCCUGUCCGUGGCCCAGCCGAUGAAGAGCCCAGAUGGGCAAGAAACCCUCUACAGCAUUGAGAUUCAUCCUGACCCUUUUGGAUUCAUAGUGCGUCGCAAAUCCAAUGGCCGCGUGCUCAUGAACACCACAGUGGCCCCCCUGCUCUUUGCUGACCAGUAUCUACAGCUGUCCACCUCCCUGCCCUCCUCUCUGCUGUCAGGCCUGGGAGAGCACUACACCCCCAUUACCCUGGACCUAAACUGGACCUCACUCACGCUGUGGAACCAGGACAUGGCCCCCCACAGUGAUGCCAACCUGUAUGGGUCCCACCCGUUCUACCUGGUACAGGAAGGGGAGGGCCAGGCUCACGGAGUCUUCCUGCUCAACAGCAACGCCAUGGAAGUAGUGCUCCAGCCCACCCCGGCACUCACCUGGGUGUCAAUCGGAGGGGUCCUGGACCUGUAUGUCUUCCUGGGGCCGGACCCUCAGAGUGUCGUGCAGCAGUACCACCAGGUCAUCGGGUACCCCAUGAUGCCUCCCUACUGGUCUCUGGGUUUCCACCUGUGCCGCUGGGGCUACCCCACCACCAAUGCCACCCGAGCUGUAGCUCAGCGCAUGCACGACGCCCACUUUCCCCUGGAUGUGCAGUGGAACGACCUCGACUACGCGGACAAGCGCAGAGUUUUCACCUUUGACCCCCAGCGCUUCGGGGACCUUCCUGAAAUGGUGAAGCACUUCCACCAAGAGGGGAUGAAGUAUGUCCUCAUUCUGGACCCAGGCAUCAGCAGCUCGAGUCCUCCCGGAUCCUACAGACCCUUUGAUGAAGGGCUACGGAGGGGUGUCUUCAUCAGGAAUACCACGGGCCAGCCUCUUAUUGGGAAGGUGUGGCCGGGACCCACCGCCUUCCCGGACUUCACCAAUCCCGAGACGCAGCGUUGGUGGCAAGAGAACAUCCAGGACUUCCACAGCAAAGUCCCCGUCGAUGGCCUGUGGAUUGACAUGAACGAGCCAGCCAGCUUUGUGCAGGGCUCCCUGGAGGGCUGUCCCGACACUGCCCUGGAGAGCCCCCCCUAUGUUCCAGGUAUGAUUGGAGGCCACCUGAACUCUGGCACCCUGUGCAUGUCCAGCCAGCAGAACAUCUCCUCCCAUUAUAAUCUGCACAACCUCUAUGGGCUGACAGAGGCCAGCGCCACCUACAGCGCCCUGCUGAAGGUUCGGGGAUCCCGCCCCUUCAUCCUUUCCCGCUCCUCCUUCCCGGGAUUGGGCCGGUAUUCCGCCCACUGGACGGGAGACGUGCGGAGCGACUGGGAGCAGCUACGCUAUUCCGUCCCCGCCGUGCUGCUGUUUGGGCUGUACGGGGUGCCCCUGGUGGGGGCCGAUGUCUGUGGGUUCGAGGGCGACACCUCAGAGGAGCUGUGUGUGCGCUGGAUGCAGCUGGGGGCUUUCUACCCCUUCAUGAGGAACCACAAUGACAGAUCCAACAAGCCCCAGGAGCCCUACGUGUUUGGGGAGCGAGCCCAGGACGCCAUGCGGAGCGCCCUGACGCUGCGAUACUCCCUCCUGCCCCUCCUCUACACGCUGUUCCACCAAUCCCACUCCUCCGCCCGCACCGUGGCCCGGGCCCUCUUCCUGGAGUUCCCCUCUGAUCCUAACUGCCAGACAGUAGAUAGGCAGUUCCUGUGGGGUCGUUCACUGCUCAUCAGCCCUGUCCUGGAGCAAGGAUCAGUGGAGCUGGCUGCCUACCUCCCCCCGGGGACUUGGUACAGUCUGCACGAUGGACAGCCAUUCCACAGUAAGGGGCAGUACCUCCUUCUGCCCGCCCCCCUGGACACCAUCAACGUCCACCUGAGGGGGGGGCACAUCAUCCCACAGCAGGAGCCGGCUUUGACGACCCCGGCGUCCCGCACUAACCCCUUCCUCCUGACGGUGGCGCUGUCUACAGGGGGCUGGGCACGGGGCGAGCUGUUCUGGGACGAUGGGGACAGCCUGGACACUUUCGAGAGGGGCGAUUACUCCUUCCUGAUGUUCAUCGCUGGAGAGUCAAUGCUGGUGAGCCAACCGCUGAAGACAAACGGGGCUCUAGAUGGACUGGUGCUGGGUGGGGUGCGAGUUUUUGGGGUGCCCUCCCCACCUCUGGAAGUGUGGGUCAACAGCGAGAGGCUGGAGGAUUUCUCCUACCGCUCCGACACCCAGGUGCUGACGAUAGCCAACCUGGCCCUUCCAAUGGCGGAGAGCUUUACUAUGCGCUGGAGGCUGUGAGGGUCCUUAGCCCUGAGGAUCCUGGGACACGCCAAACGGCCUUCCUCCCUCAGGGUCAUGCUUAAUGACCCUCAGGGUCAUGCUUGAAAACUGAUUUUGCACUGCACUGUUUAAUGCUGUUUAUGGUGUGAUUUCGUUAAGAUUGAAUCUGUGUUUUUAUUAAAUUGAUUAAAGACA
Messenger RNA from Conger conger (European conger), 3529 nucleotides. RefSeq names its product alpha glucosidase (gene gaa). The record is from RefSeq and is a predicted model, not a curated record. Gene Ontology annotation, biological process: lysosome organization; glycogen catabolic process. Gene Ontology annotation, molecular function: alpha-1,4-glucosidase activity; carbohydrate binding. The coding region runs from base 509 to 3352 and encodes 947 amino acids. Gene Ontology annotation, cellular component: lysosomal membrane. The transcript has 19 exons. Lineage: Eukaryota; Metazoa; Chordata; Actinopteri; Anguilliformes; Congridae.